AUGGCGGUCGCCAAUCCGGGAAAAGCGCGGCUCAACGUAGGUCAACGUUUUGCCUUGACGCCCGAGGGCAGACUGUACCGGGCUGCCAAGGACGGCGACAUCGAGGGCGUCGCAGCUGCCUGCGCUGAGGGCGCAAAGCUGGAUCUUCAACACCCAGAAUUCGGGUCACAACCGUUGGUGAUUGCCACGUUGAAUGGCCACACCGAGUGUGUGCACUACCUGCUUGAAGAGAAGGCCGAUGUGGAGCAGAGAAACAAGUUCGGGUGGACUCCGCUACUGUCUGCGGCUUCCAAGGGGAACCUCAUGCUGUCAGGCUACCUCAUCGCGCGGAUGGCCGACAUCCAGGUUCAGGACAAGCUGGGGCGAACACCGCUGCACAACGCCGUUGCCGCUGGCUGUGACGAACUGGCCAAAGGUUUGAUCGAGGAGAAGGCAGACGUGAACGCCCGGACCAAGGAUGGUAAAACGGUGCUCUCCAUCGAGUUGGGCCGGCCCAAGAGGGAAGGCCGAGAGCUGGAGAACAUGCUCACCGAACGGAUGGGGCUGCCGUUUCCGAAGGGCUACGUCAAGAACAUGCUGCAAGAUCUCCCUCCUUCCUUCGCACUCUUGUUUCCUGGCCAAGGCUCUCAAAGGCCUGGCAUGCUCGGCUGGGCAGAAGGCCACGAAACAGCUUGGCCCAUGAUCGAGAAGGCCAGCGAGAUCUUGGGCUACGACCUCUUCGACAUCACAGAGAUUGGACCCCAAGAGCGCCUCGAUCAGGUGGAUGUGUGCCAGCCCGCGAUUUUUGUUGCUGCUAUGUGCGGUCUGCAAUAUCUCAAGGAGCAGGAGGGCAGGGACCAGUCGGAUGCCGCGGCCGCAGCAGGAGUUUCCUGCGGGGAGCUCGCAGCGCUUUGCGCCGCCGGAUGCUUCGACUUCGCGGACGGUGUGCGACUGGCCAUGGUCCGCGGCGAGGCGAUGAAGGCCGCAGCUGAGAGGCAUGAGAAGCCGCAGAAGAUGAUCUCCAUCGUAGGUCUCACCGAUGACGAGGUGGAAGCCCUCUGUGAGGAGGUCGUUUCCCAGAAAGGCGGUGUUUGCUGCGUGGCCAAUCGUCUCUUUCCCUGCGGUGUAGCCGUCUCCGGCACGGCUGCGGCAGUGGAUGCCGCCAAGCAGAUGGCGAAAGAUCGAAGUGCACAGAAAGUUGCCGAACUGCGAGGCUGCACCGGUGGCUUCCACACAGAGCUGAUGGAGCCUGCCGCAGAGCCCCUCCGGCUUCAUCUCCUUGAGAUGGUGAAGACUGGUGCCCUACGAAGUCCAGAGAUUACGGUCUACUCCUCUCAGACUGGAGAGCGUUGGCUGCCGGGAACGCCUGUGGCGUCCAUCGUCGAUGGCCUAGUGCAGGGCUUGACCUCUCCGAACCAGUGGGAAGACACCUGCCGCGCCAUCAUCGAUGACGGUGUCGAGUUCUUUUGGGAGAUCGGGCCAAUGAAGCAGCUGAAGGUAUUUGUGGCUUUGGGGGUUCAGGGUUAG
Molecule: messenger RNA, 1506 nt
Organism: Symbiodinium sp. CCMP2592
Lineage: Eukaryota; Dinophyceae; Suessiales; Symbiodiniaceae
Source: the annotation of a GenBank genome assembly